AUGCCAUCAGCCGCCAGAACUCUCUCAAAGAGAGCCGUCGUUAUAGCCGCUACAACAACGGGCUUUACCACCUUCGCUCUUUGCAACAACCUGCGAGACCCUGGUGGAAAGGGCGGACAGAGGUCUUCCUUACUGGGCGCAACAGGAAAGGUUCCUGAGUGGGGCACUGAGCAAGUGAACUCUGUUCGGGCUGAUUGGGCAUGCAUCGGGGCAAAUCAGGAGUCUGAAGAUCGGAUGGUGAUUGUAAAGAAUGGCGAAGGAGUGGUGUAUGGAGUGUUUGAUGGUCAUUACGGGCCUCGGGCCUCUGAAUUCUGUCGAGCCAACACCCCAUCGCUCUUAGCACAAGCUUCUGAAGGGCUUACGGCGUCACAGAGCAUAGUGCGAAGACUGUUUCAGCUCUUUGAGAAUGGUUGGAUAGAUCAUUCAAGAAUUUUGAUUCGAAGGGGCGAUUGGUCAGCAUCUCUUGAGGGUUCCUGUGCACUUGUUGCACACGUGACGAGAGAAAAGGUUGUAGUUGGAAAUCUCGGCGACUGUAGGGCGAUCCUAAUCAGCGAGGGUGAGGAUGGGAAGCAUACUGCUAUCCAAGUCACCAGAGAGCACAAUGCAUCGAACGCUAUCGAACGUGAAAAGAUCUUGCGUGAGCAUCCUGACGAGGUGGAUGCUGUGCAAUUCGUACAAAAGUCGGGCUCUUGGUAUGUGAAGGGCACUCUGCAGGUAUCCAGGGCCAUUGGAGAUUUAUUCUUGAAGGAUUACGAAUUUAACAAAGCGCUCCCUGACCACGUACGCCCGUACGUUGGUGGAGAGUUGAAGUCUCCUCCAUACGUUUCUGUUUCGCCAGAUUUUUUUGAAAUUCCAAUCACGAAGAAAGAAAAGAUGCUUGUUUUGGCAUCUGACGGUCUCUGGGAUGAGUUGACCAAUGACGAAUGCGCGAAGAUCCUAGACAAGUGA
Molecule: messenger RNA, 948 nt
Organism: Guillardia theta CCMP2712
Lineage: Eukaryota; Cryptophyceae; Pyrenomonadales; Geminigeraceae
Exons: 4
Coding region: 1-948 (315 amino acids)
Biological process (GO): protein dephosphorylation
Molecular function (GO): protein serine/threonine phosphatase activity
Source: RefSeq, a predicted model, not a curated record